Sitodiplosis mosellana (orange wheat blossom midge) is the source of this 879-nucleotide messenger RNA. RefSeq names its product sericin-1-like. The transcript has 4 exons. The coding region runs from base 244 to 786 and encodes 180 amino acids. Lineage: Eukaryota; Metazoa; Arthropoda; Insecta; Diptera; Cecidomyiidae. The record is from RefSeq and is a predicted model, not a curated record.
ACUAAUAGUUGAAUUUUCUAAUGAAUAGUUUUAAACUAUUCAUUAGAAAAUUCAAUUGUUCGUGAUAGCAUUGAUGUAUAUUUUAAAUGAAGAUGACCCCAUUUUGCAUCAUUGCUCUACAAAUUCGUUAAUUUUGGUGAGAAUUUUUUCGGUAUAAAUAACCGGCAAAUCUGAUCGAUCAGCAUCAGUCAACCAUUGAUAUCUCUUACAAUCGCAAUUGUAAAACAAUUAAAAUCAAUCAACAUGAAAUUCGCUUUGGCUUUUGUCGCACUCUUCGCUUUGGUCGCUAUCUCAGCUGCUUUCCCUGAACCAGCUGCUGAUCCAGAAGCUCUCGCUGCCCCAAGCUCCAGUGGCUCAUCAUCAUCAUCAUGUGGAUCGUCUUCAUCCCGAAGACGCAGACGAUCAAGCGGAUCAAGUGGAUCAAGCGGCUCAAGCGGAUCAAGCGGCUCAUGUGGUAGCAGCUCAUGUGGUGGUAGUUCAGGCGGCGCAACAGUAAAAACAGCUUACAUUGUCGCUCCAUUGAGCUCAUGUGGUUCAUCAUCAUCAUCAUGUGGAUCGUCUUCAUCGAGAAGAUGCAAACGAUCAAGCGGAUCAAGCGGAUCAAGCGGCUCAUGUGGUUCAUCAUCUUCACGUAGCAAACGCUCAUCGGGCUGCGGAUCAUCGAGCGGUGGUUCUUCGAGCUGCGGAUCAUCGAGUGGUGGUUCAUCGAGCUGCGGAUCAUCGAGCGGUGGUUCGUCUAGCUCCCGUAGAUGCAAAAGAUCGUCAUCAUCCAGCUGCUGCUGUUAAAUGCAAUGACAGAAAUCUCAGGCUUUGGCAAACGAAAAACGGCAAUCACUUUUAUGGAACUAGCGCUAUUUAAAUCGUUGCAUUUUAUUUAUU